AUGGACGUCAGGGCGCCACGGCCUCCGGCUUCUAACAACCAGUCUCUUUCGGAUCGCAAGGGGGGUCCGGGCUCGUAUUGUGGCAUGGGCGGCUGGGGAUCCAUAUUGGGAACCACCACGGGGGGCUUCCUUGUUGAAUGCUGCGUUUACGCCCAGUCGUCAGUCCCAUCUCUCCCGCCGGACAAGGAUCCUGCCAUCAGGCAAACGGGCGCCAACAACUCACCAUUGUCCGUGGUCUGCUGGCCGACUACCGUCGCCCUCUCGGCCCUGGCCGCCGCCGUUGGCGUCCAGGCCUGGACCUACCCCGACUGCGAGCAUGACGGCUGCUACCGCAACCUCAUUGACAAGCGGUACGCCGGCGAGGCGCCGGCUUUCUGCAUCGGCUGGAUCGGGGGCAUCACCACGGACGCGGCGGCGAUCCCGACUCAGUACCGCGGCUGCCCCGGCGUGUCGGCGCUGUCGUCGGCGUGCUCGUGCGUUGCUUACACGGCUACGCAUACCACGACUACUAGCCUCUCGACGAGCACUCCCCCUCCGGUGACGACCACCACGACUCCUCCGGUGACGACGAGCACGCCUCCUCCUGUUACUACCACCAGCACUACUACGACGACUGCCGUCACCACCUCGUCCCAGUCUCAUGUCACCAGCAGCAGCAGCACCAGCACCAGCACGGCUCCUCCUACCACCAGCUCCUCCGUCGUGACCACCAGCUCGGUUCCUCCUACCACCAGCUCCUCCGUCGUGACCACCAGCUCGGUUCCUCCUACCACCAGCUCCUCCGUCGUGACCACCAGCUCGGUCCCUCCCACCACCAGCUCGGUCCCUCCCACCACCAGCACACCCGUCACCACCAAGACGGAGACGUCGACCUCUACCAUUCCCACCACUUCCUCCGGCGUUAGCACCUCGACUCCCCCGGGCACCACCACCUCGUCCGAGUCUCACGUCACGACCAGCACCAGCACGGCCGUCACCACGCAGCCGCCUACCACCAGAUGGACCACGUCUACCUUUUACACCACGUCCACGCACACCAUCACGCACUGCCCGCCCGAGGUCACCAGCUGCCCGGCAUCGUCGACCGUGACUGUGACAAGCACCAUCCCCGUGUCGACCACCGUCUGCCCCAUUACCAGCACCGAGGAGCCCACUACGACCAAGACGGCCGUUACCACGCCGCCGCCUGCCUCGACCACCCAGUGGACCACGUCGACCAUCUUCACUACCACGACCCAGACGAUUACCAAGUGCGCGCCCGAGGUCCCCAGCUGCCCGGCGUCGUCGACCGUGACUGUGACGAGCACCAUUUCCGUCUCCACCACCAUCUGCCCCGUGACUAGCACCCAGGCGCCUCCUCCUCCUGGCUCGUCGACUCAGGUUCCUCCUCCUCCUGGCUCGUCGACUCAGGUUCCUCCUCCUCCUGGCUCGUCGACCCAGGCUCCUCCUCCUCCUGGUACUUCCAGCCAGGCUCCUCCUCCUCCCGGCUCCUCCAGCCAGGCUCCUCCUCCCCCCGCCUCUUCUGGCUGCCCUCCCGGCCAGACUCCCGGCCCCAACGGCAGCUGCGUCACCCCGCCCAAGUCUUCGACUCAGGCUCCUCCUCCCCCGGGCACCUCUACCCAGGCUCCUCCUCCUCCCGGCUCCUCCAGCCAGGCUCCUCCUCCUCCUCCCGCUUCUUCCGGGUGCCCUCCCGGCCAGACUCCCGGUCCUAACGGCGGCUGCGUUGCGCCCCCUCCUCCCACCACGCAGCCUCCCGCCGUCACCACCACCACGCGUCCUCCCACGGUCCCUACCCACACCGCGCCUCCCGUGGUCACUGCCGCCGCUGGCCGCUUUGGCAUCGAGGCUGCUGUUGUCGCCGUUGGUGUUGCCGCUGCUCUGUUCUAA
Cordyceps militaris CM01 is the source of this 1887-nucleotide messenger RNA. RefSeq lists its product as uncharacterized. The transcript is spliced from 5 exons. The record is from RefSeq and is a predicted model, not a curated record. Bases 1 to 1887 code for a protein of 628 amino acids. Lineage: Eukaryota; Fungi; Ascomycota; Sordariomycetes; Hypocreales; Cordycipitaceae.